AUGGCCACAGGAAAUCAUCAUCCUAGAGGCCGGCCCUCGAAUGAGGAGCUCCUGCAACGGGGACCCCGGGAAAUCUUGGGAUGGCUCGAGAGAGUCGAAACACAGCAUUUCCACCUAGUUGUCGAGUACAAUUCGAAGAUGCGUGAGAUGGCUAGAUUGGUCGACCAGCAGCGUCAAGACAUAAUGCAGCUGAAAGAGCUCAUGUUUCUCCAAUUUCCGCAGUGGAACUCCAAGCUCACCGCAGAAAAUGAAGAGCUCCGCAACAUGUGCUGCUUCUUGGACGACGAGCGAGAAAGAGGACAAAAGCUCAUGGGAGAAUGGCGGAGAUUCGGGAGAUAUACCGCAUCGAUUCUCAGUCAUGAAGUGCACUCGUACCAUGAUAAAUUGAGCAAGCUCGAAAGCCGGCAGAGAGACAUCAUGAGCAAUGUUUCGGGGGCACGGGAUCAAGUGACACCUACAGCCAAACCCGAUCUGCUGGAAGCAACACCGAGCCUACAAGUCGAUGCGGCGGCCAACGAAUCCUCCGAGACGGAAUCCGCACAGAGCCCGAUCACUCAGACAGCGACCCAACGGAGGAGCAUCGCAGACAACGUCGCCGACGCCUUCAAAGUCUUAGAGCUUCACGAGCAGCUUGAGAAAGAUCCUAUGAGCGACAAGGAGAAAGCUUUGGUCAGAGACAUGUGCAAUGUCGUGUGGAAUAAACUUGAGCAGCAUUACAAUGUUUCUACAGAUGAAAAUUGCAAUGUGAAGUCUCCGCCAACGACAGAAAGAGAACCGACGAGCAAUACAGCGAGUGCUCCAUGAAUGGUUUCAAAUACGAUUUCUCCCAGUGCCAUACCCGAUGUGAAUAUAAAAUAGUUUGGAGAAAAUCUAAUUGUAGGAGGAGCACAGGCAGGACGGAAAGGUCAUCCCUGAGCCGAGAAUAAAACUCG
Molecule: messenger RNA, 932 nt
Organism: Galendromus occidentalis (western predatory mite)
Lineage: Eukaryota; Metazoa; Arthropoda; Arachnida; Mesostigmata; Phytoseiidae
Gene: Ccdc85
Product: coiled-coil domain-containing protein 85
Exons: 4
Coding region: 1-804 (267 amino acids)
Source: RefSeq, a predicted model, not a curated record